CCAAAAUGGCGCCAGAGGUAGUGGCGGGCUGAGGACGAUCCGGGACCCCUCGAAGCCCGUGCUGCGGUCUGCGGGCCGUCGCGACCCCUCCGGACAUGGAGGACGUGGAGGCGCGCUUCGCCCACCUCCUGCAGCCCAUCCGCGACCUCACCAAGAAUUGGGAGGUGGACGUGGCGGCCCAGCUGGGCGAGUAUCUGGAGGAGCUGGACCAGAUCUGCAUCUCUUUCGACGAAGGCAAAACCACGAUGAACUUCAUCGAGGCGGCGCUGCUGAUCCAGGGCUCCGCCUGUGUCUACAGCAAGAAGGUGGAAUACCUCUACUCGCUGGUGUACCAGGCGCUCGACUUCAUCUCUGGCAAGAGGCGCGCCAAGCAGCUCUCCCCACUUCAGGAGGACGGGGGCAGCUGGUACUCUGGCUCCAGGGCCCCCCAGGAAGUGGAGGACGAGUUCCUGUCGCUGGAUGACCUCCCUGACUCCCGGACCAGCGUGGAUCUGAGGACUGGCCAGGCGCCCAGUGAGAUCCUCAUCAUCCCGCUCCUGCCCAUGGCCCUGGUGGCCCCUGACGAGGCGGAGAAGAACAGCAGCCCGCUGUACAGCUGUCAAGGGGAGGUCCUGGCCAGCCGGAAGGACUUCAGGAUGAACACAUGCACCCCGCACCCCAGAGGGGCCUUCAUGUUGGAGCCGGUGGGCAUGUCCCCCGAGGAGGCCUCGCUACCCAGGAGCCAGAAGGAGGCCCCGGGGGCUGAGGAGCAGCCCAUGGAGUUGUCUGCUUGUGGGAGCCCCGCCCCCAACCUCUGCCAGGAGCCAGGCCCCUCUCCAGAAGGUCAGCAGCCGGGCGGCUGGGGUGAGGACGAUGAUGCCGAGGGGCCGGGGAAGCCCCCCGAGGCCCCUGCAGCUGAGGCCCCUCUGGAGUGCGAGGAGCCCAGGAGCCCGCAGCAGAGCGUCCAGCCCCGGAGGUACGUGCUGCGGGAGAGACAGGCGGCCCUGGCGCCCGCGCCCCAGCCGCAGCAGGAGCCCACAGACCCCUGGCAGAGCCUGGACCCCUUCGACUCCCUGGACUCCAAGCCCUUUAGAAAAGGCAGGCCCUACUCAGUGCCCCCCUGCGUGGAGGAGGCCCCGGGGCAGAAGCGCAAGAGGAAGGGCACUGCCAAGCUGCAGGACUUCCACCAGUGGUGCCUGGCCGCCUAUGCUGACCACACUGACGGGAGGAGGCCCCGGCGGAAGGGCCCAUCUUUCGCGGACAUGGAGGUCCUGUACUGGAAGCAUGUGCGGGAGCAGCUGGAGACGCUGCGGAAGCUGCAGAGAAGGGAGGUGGCCGAGCAGUGGUUGCCCAGGGCCGAGGAGGGGCUGUGGCCAGUGGAGGAAGACCGCCUGGAGGACCCCCUGGAGGAUCUGGGGGUAGCAGAUGACCUCCUAGAGCCUGGGGCAUCCCCUGAGUCUGCAAGGACAAAGCACGAGGCAGCGGCCGACCUGGCGGAGGCCAUGCCGGCGUCCCUGAGCUACGAGGAGCUGGUCCGCAGGAAUGUGGAGCUCUUCAUCACCACCUCACAGAAGUUUGUGCGGGAGACAGAGCUGAGCCAGCGCAUCAAAGACUGGGAGGACACGGUGCAGCCGCUGCUCCAGGAGCAGGAGCAGCACCUGCCGUUCGACAUCCACACCUAUGGGGACCAGCUCGUGUCCAGGUUCAGCCAGCUGGACCAGUGGUACCCCUUUGCGGAGCUGGUGGCCGGCCAGCCUGCUUUCGAGGUCUGCCGUGCCAUGCUGGCCUCGCUGCAGUUGGCCAACGACCACACGGUGGAGAUCACCCAGCAGCCGGGGCUGGAGGCGGCCGUGGACACCAUGUCCCUGAGACUGCUCACGCACCAGCGGGCGCACGCGCGCUUCCAGACCUACACCGCCCCCUCCAUGGCCCGGCCCUGAGGGCCGCCCCCGCCCCCGCCCGCUCCGGGCUGGCCCAGCCCAAUAAAGUGCUGACGUCACAGCUCGGCGGUGCG
This is a messenger RNA of Talpa occidentalis (Iberian mole), 1993 nucleotides long. RefSeq names its product non-SMC condensin II complex subunit H2 (gene NCAPH2). Gene Ontology annotation, cellular component: condensin complex; nucleus. Lineage: Eukaryota; Metazoa; Chordata; Mammalia; Eulipotyphla; Talpidae. Bases 96 to 1919 code for a protein of 607 amino acids. The transcript is spliced from 20 exons. Gene Ontology annotation, molecular function: chromatin binding. Gene Ontology annotation, biological process: mitotic sister chromatid separation; meiotic chromosome condensation. The record is from RefSeq and is a predicted model, not a curated record.